Messenger RNA from Penaeus chinensis, 1947 nucleotides. RefSeq names its product WSC domain-containing protein 2-like. The transcript has 7 exons. The coding region runs from base 258 to 1562 and encodes 434 amino acids. Lineage: Eukaryota; Metazoa; Arthropoda; Malacostraca; Decapoda; Penaeidae. The record is from RefSeq and is a predicted model, not a curated record. Gene Ontology annotation, molecular function: sulfotransferase activity.
GGACCACAUCGCACUGCAAACACGUGGCGAGCUGCCUGAGAGAACCACGUGGACUUGCGUGCAUGGGUGUGCAGCGAUGCAGAGGUGGGGCGUGAGCGGGCGAGGCAGUGUCCCUCCCGCACAGCAGCUACCCUGGCGCGAGAGGGAAUAUGCCAGCACCAGAAGCGAGUGUGGGGUUGUGGCUGGUCCGUCGCCAUCGCUCGUUUCCCUCCCGCUAGUUUUGGCUGCCUGUGAGAGGAUGGUCGAGCAACGUCACCAUGGUCUUCAGGAUAUUUCAAGCUCCUAACGUCAGGUCUUUACUGGUUCUCGCAGUUACAGCCGCGCUGAUGUGGACUCUUCAUGUCACGUAUAAUUCACACAACUAUAUAUUUAUACCAACAACAGCAACGACGUCGAUAAUGAAAGAUGCAGGUAUAUAUGGACCUACGUUAACAAACACAACUAGGAAGGUAAAAGAAGUUACUUAUGUGCCAAGAGUAAUUCGUAAUAAUACAAGAACACAAGAGGCGACGAAUACACCCACUAAUGUUUCAACCGCGAGAACAGAUAAUAAGAAACCGUUACCGAUGGGUGCUCGAGGCAAUGUACCCAUUCCUUUUCUACAAGUCACGCUCCCAGCAACGUCGCAAACACUCCACAAGUCACUGUCCGAGACAAACUCUACACACCGAACAGCGAAUGCAAAUUUCACCAAUAUGAGCUCUCAAACCCUGACUGAAACGAACUUGAAGAGGGAGCCGAGUCAACAACCGGCGUCCGAACCCCAGGCGACGGCUUCGGCGAAGAACCUUACCGUCAUCCAGCGUGAUUACUCUCGGAAGCCGUCCGUGCUCUGGCCGCAGGACGCGAACUGCUCGAGUUAUAAGUUGUGGUUCGGGCUCCGGGUGCCCAGCGCGUGGUUGCUCUCCUUUCCCCGCUCCGGCAAUACAUGGACCCGUUACCUGCUGGAAGGUGCUGCGGGCGUCGUCACCGGCUCUGUUUACCAUUCCAAAUAUCUCAAAGGCUUAGGCUACAUGGGCGAGGACGACCCUCUGUGGUGGCGAACUUCCCUCGUCAUCAAGACUCAUUCACUCCUUCCUCUUCGCAUCCACCCCGACUACCCUGUCAUAGCUGUCAUCAGGAACCCCGCCAGGUCUAUCCUGUCCUUUUGGAAUUAUUGGAAUAUAGAAGCAGAAUCACAAAAAUUUACUGGCUCCAUUGAUUAUUCUUAUUAUUCAACACCAGAAUUUCACGAGUUCGUACACAUCAAAUUGCAAAAAUGGAGGGCAACAUAUGAAUAUGUCCUAAAGAAUACUACUAAACUGCAUGUGGUGUUCUAUGAAAGGCUCCGAGAAAACCCCAUAAAGGAGGUUCGUAAGAUAUUGACCUUCUUGGGCGUUAAACCAGACGAAGGUCGCCUUGCCUGCCUGAGUCGCCAUACAGAAGGGAGGGUGAAAGGAGCUCAGAAAGAAAAUGAUCCCUACAGUUUGUACGAGAAAAUGAACAUGUUUUCCGUUGUCCAAGCAAUUAAUGCUCUCUUAAAAGAAAGAGGAUUUACUGACUUACCUGAUUAUGAAUUUUAGAAGUAGGAUCUACUGCAUUUUGCUCAUACAAGCUAAAAUGGCCACUGUUGGUGGCUGUGAGAAAAAAGCCAUAAACUAGUUUGUACGUGAUAUUUUUUAAUAAAUUUUUAGCUUUAAAUUGUUUUUACUUUUUCUUCCUAUAGUUUACCAAAUAUUUUAAUGUGGUGUUUAUUAACCCAUUGCCGCCAGGGAAAAUGAAUAAAAAAUGGGGAAAAUGCUGUGCUCAUUUUUUAUAUUUUUUUGUGACCUGUCUCUACACACGGAUUGCUCUGCCUUACCUGAUUUCACCUUUCCUUGAAAGGGCGGGAAAAUAUAUUUUUUACUUGUUCUAUGAAUAUCGAUGGUGUAAGUUUAUUAUAAGCAUUAUAAUUGCUAUAAUGUUAUA